AUGGGUGUCGAAGCUCAUCAACGACCACCACUGCCCGCACCUACUGAACCUACCGAUGUCGACGAUACUGAUGUAGCCACCAACCUCUCGCGCCGUACCGAUCAGACUUCAUACUCAAUUCCCGAAGACGGCAGUCCCAUUACCAUCUCUACACACAAACUUACCUCUAAAGAAGGCCCUCGCCUCCGCCACGGUCGCAACAAGUCACAGACUUCGCUGUUGAUCGAAUACUUCGAAGCCACCAAGGGCGACAAAGGGAAGAAUCGCCCCAGCGUUCGUGUCAAAGUUACUCCUUCGGCCCACCGCAAAUCAAAGACCUCGGAUUCUGUCCAAAUCACUGGCAUCGGUCGUGACAAAAAGCCUUCAUAUACACGCCGCAUUUCUUUGGGUGCCAAAUCGCCAGACAAAGCUACACCAGUAGAAGCUACCGAAGUCAGUCAAUCUUCAGAGAGCAACGUUUCAGCCGUGCCUCCGGUCGAGGUCGAGAUCCUCAACCACAGCGACAUAUCAAGUCUAAAGCAGGGUCGGGAAUCCCGCGACUUACACUACCUUCCUGUUACCUCGGACGUCUCAUCAAUGCCUCCCGAUAGCUUACUUGAACCUUCACAAAUCUUGGCAGUAAGCCAAGAUGUAUCUGAAGACGCGAGCCACAGUCAGAGUCUUCUAGAUCUGCCUGCACAGGACCGAGCACGCAGCGCCAGCCACGAGCGCAUCAAGCAGAAGGUCAUUGAGAAGUUGAUGCAGCGUCAACGUGGCGAACCUAUUGAGUAUGAGCCCGAUACAAAACCAACAAAAGAGCGCCGCCGACGGUCCUCCCGCUCCACACGCGAAGACGACCUCGCUAGCGCUGCCGAGUCGUCCAUAUUAUCUUCGAAUCUGUCCCCUAGCAACCUUUCGUACGCCUCCGGCGCCACUUCGAAGGUGUCGCUGAACAAUCCAAAGCUUCUACAAAUGGUAGAGGACACUGUUCGUCGUCUAAUAUUACCAGAAAUUACUCAUCUGAAGAAUGAGCAACGCCGCUCAUCACAUGGCUCAUAUACCGAUGAUGAAGUGGAACUGCGCACUGCUAAAUCUGGGACAUCAAGUAAACCUAAGGUUGUCCUCAACCGAUAUGAUGAUGAUCCUGGCGAGGUACUCUCCCGAGGGGACUCAGAGCGCCGUGAAAAGACUCGUCGGUCUAGUCGCGGAGAUUCUGAUCGUCCUCGUCGUGAACGUCGUUCUUCGCGCACCUCGACACGGGAAGAAUCUCUACAUAGCAGGUCAAGCAAGGAUAAGGAGUCACACCGAGUCAAGGAAACUGCUGCUGCUGGUAUUGCUGGCGGUGUGCUUACUGCCGCAGCCCUUCGUCACCAUGACUCUCAAGACAAUAUCAGUCGUGAACGUCGUAAAAAGCGCAAAGCCCGAGGAAGUCGCAGUGAUUCCACGAGUCUUACCGAAACCGAGAAAACCUACCGCAAAGAGGAUAUCCCACCUAUGCCCUGGACUGGCGCAUCGGCCAUCAAUGAUUCCGAAGUCACCCGCCAGUCCAUCCUCACAGCAUCAACCGAGCGUCCACCAUCUGCUUCUGGUACCGAACACCAGACUCCAAUCUGUGAGGUUCGACGCGGCUCGCUUCGCGGUUCUGUAUCACCAGCGUCCACAACCCCUAAAGGUAAAGAAGCUCGUCCCCCUAGACUUUUAGAGUCCAGCCACAGCCGUCACUCUUCGACACAAGAGCAUACUGCCAACAUUCAGUCCAUCUCGACCAAAGCUAAGAUAGCAGCAUUAGCUGCAGCUGGCUUGGGUGGUGACGAAUCUGUUCAUCAGGAGAUUGGAAAGCAUGAUUUGAGCCCUACACAGAGUGUUUCUACUUUCAGAGACAGUCUGAAUGAUCCUUUGAUUCCUCAUGGAUUACGGCCUCGCAGUAGAGUCUCCGAGCUCUCCGCCGGAUUCGAGGAACGACAACGUAACGCCAUGUCUCCUGUUUCGGCGCCCAAUUCUCCAAGCGCUCUGAAGAAGAACUUCGAUGUUGCUAGAACUCCUCAGUCACCUGCACAAAUGUAUGAUGAUGCUGAAGAGCGUAGCGAGCUGGAAGAAUGGUUUCAGAAGGAGCAUGAAAAGAACGAGGAAUAUCGUAAAUCACUCGCGGAUUCGAGCACGAUUCCUGAAUCCUUCGAUGAACGUCGUUUGACGCAGUACACCGAAGACAGCCGUCUAUCAAGCGAAAGGAGUCCGGAGCGUGACAUUCAGGGAGUUGCUGCGACUGCACAGUAUACACACCGGCCAUACGGUGUUGAAUCUGCCGUCGCCUCUUUGAUAGACCCUUCUACAGUGAGCACCAGUCUUCAAUCAUCGCAAACAACCCCAAGCAACAUCGAAGACGUGCAUAACCGCGAGCGACUGGUCAAUGGGGUGCGUGAGGAGCCUUAUCAUCAAUCAACGGAUCAGCAGAGUGCAGACUCACCCACACAAUAUCCGACUCAAAGCCGAUGGAGCGCAUUACGUGAGAAUGCGCUGGCCUUGUCCAGCCGAGGCUCUUCUGCUCAACCUACUAGUUCUCCGCGCCAAAGCGAGAACUCGCACGAGGAACGCGUGCACAUAGACUCUUCCCCUGUCCAGCUGAGCGCCCAUGGCAUUCCUGAUGUCAAUGAUCCCUUGCCCGAAAUUGGACAUGGAAUUGACUCCGAGUCUGAUUUGAGCACAAAUCCUCCCGAGAUUCAAGGGCCCGGCCGAGGCGAUGGCCACUUCAACUUUUUGUCUUCAUUCUCACACAGCCCAGAGAGAGCAGCCAUUCGACACGAUAGUAUUUCGGAACACAGUUCCUCCACGAACGAGAAAGCCAAAGUGGGGGCCGGCAUCGCUGCUGGUGCCUUUGCAGCAGACAAGAUUCUGAGUCAGCACAGCUCAGACAAGCAUCUUUCAACGAACCAAGCAGUGGUCGAGGACUAUGCCUCUCGCGAAACGACUCCAGAUGUGCGGCAAGCCCAGGCUGUUCAUUUGGGACGCGCGGAGACAGCCUCUCCUGCUCACCUUGGAGACGAAGGUUACGCAUCUGCGGCCUAUGCUCGUUCCAAUGGAGCUUCUACCCCUAGGGGCCACAAGAUGCAUGCCAAAAUCCAGUCGGAAGGACAUGACGUGGACACAGCGCAGGAGGAAGCAUUCGUCGGGAAGCACAGCCGUUAUUUGAGUGGCAAUUCUCAUGGCAUGUCUUCUCCACUCUACGACAGUGCCACCGGCAGAGGAAUCGAUACGAUCCAAUCCAAGGAUGUGGUUGCGUUGAUGGACCAUCUUACUGUCCGAGACGCGCAUCGCAAUGCAAGGGAUACAGAAAUUCUUGUCACUCUGGUGCGCAGUGCUGCGGAAAUGCGCCAUGAAUUUGAGGAAAUGAAAAAGUUUAUUGCCGAGCAAGAUCGCAAAAUCAUGGAAAACACGGAUCGCGAUGCCGAAUAUACAGUCAAGAAGGUACUUGGUGGUCCUCGACCCCAACCACCAGCCCAACCUCGAAUAGUUCAUGGCACUUACAACGAAGAGGAUAUUCCGAUGAAACGCAAGAAUGUCUUCAAGCGGGCACUGAGAGGAUUGAGUAAGAGAGGUUCCAAUGAUUUGUCCAAGAUCGAAGACAUGUUGAACCAGAUCCUUGGAGACGUUGAGGAUCUGAAGAUGACCCAAGGCGAUCGACCACCUAUGUCACUUCGUGGUAGUAGCUUCGACUCGUACGAGGAUCGAGCAUAUUAUGGACGAGACUCUGGAUACGAGCCUGAAGGACAAGCUGGUACUUCGUCAACCCCGAAUCAUUCUGGUCGUCUCUCUAAUCAUUCUGGCAAUGUAUCGGUCCCUUCACCCAAGGAGAAGACAACCUCUCCGCAGGAGAGGUAUUUCCACUCUGGGUAUAAUGGCCGUAGGGACUCAAUUAAUCGUGUCAGCACUGUUAUGGAAGAAGAGAGCAAUGAUGGUGGAUCUUUUCUAGAGCAACAUGAAACUCACGUUCUUGAUAAUCAAUUCGAGAACAAUGAGAGGCUCCUGACACCGACACAAGAGUCGUUCAACCGUAGGUCAGGAUCCUUUGACUCUGCCGCAACCCCUGUGCAACAACGACAUAGCCCAUUCGACGCCCACAAUGGUGCCGGUACCCCUGAGAAGCAGCGCAAGCAAUCUGUCUUUGGCAUUCCGAAAAUUUCUCGUUGGUCUAAGACGACGACCUCCUCGUUUCCCGAGAAUUCUGAUGCAAACGAUAGACGACGAAGCCAGUACACCAACGCCUCUAGCAGUGGCGACAGUUUGAGUUCUAAUGGUGCUGGCUAUUACGCCAAUGGAUAUGCACUGAGAUCCGAAGAUCGUCUUCGAUCCACACAGUCGCUGGCUAAAGAUCAGGCAGCCAGAGAGCAUCUGCCUGAUGAUAGAAGCAUCCGCAGCGGGAUUAGUGAUAUGACACGAACACCAUCACCGCUUAUUCCUUCCGAGACAAGCUCCCAACUUGAGAACAUUCCCAUCAUCCUUCCGGACGGCAAUGAGAUGGACAAUUUUGAUGACCCUAAAUAUUCGGCUCAUCGUGAUUCUUUGCUUCUCCAGCAUCCUCAGCCUCGACCAGGGCCGACGCAUCGUCACCAAACAAAUCUUGAGAACGAAGCUCGAACCUUCAGUGGACCUGAUCAUUUCGAGACAGCGACGAGCAGUGACCUUUCACAACGCACUGUGGACAGUGAUUUCGACCCCUUGCAAUGGGGAUCGAACCCUUCGCUCUCUCUGGCACGAACAAACAAACUCAGUGGAAUACCUCUAGGGAAGGACAACGGCCCUCUGGUUCCUGAAAACAAACCAAAGGCGGCGCCUAGAGUCGAAGUCGAGCCACCAAAGGAGCAGCGACAGCAAGCACCGCAGAAACCACGCCAGAUGUAUUACUCGACUCCACUUGGCUCAGGACACUUGCUUGAGCCCAUUGAAGAAGUGAGAUAUUCUCUUGAAACAGACCGUGGACAUCGUUCACCUGAACCGACAGCUAGCCCUCGGGUAGCCAACCAACCCAGUCCAUCUCGAAAAAUUACCGGACCCAGACCGAUGGGCUCGCGUGCUCCCAGCGGUGCUAACGAACAAAGCCAACAAGAGCAGGUCUCUGGCACUGUAAGAAGGAAGCCAGUGCCUUCGAGCAAGAGUUAUGGUUCGUGA
Molecule: messenger RNA, 5142 nt
Organism: Aureobasidium melanogenum CBS 110374
Lineage: Eukaryota; Fungi; Ascomycota; Dothideomycetes; Dothideales; Saccotheciaceae
Exons: 2
Coding region: 1-5142 (1713 amino acids)
Source: RefSeq, a predicted model, not a curated record